CUCUUUAGAAAUAUUUCGUAAAAAAAAUUUCUGCGUUUACACAUUAUUGCUCGUUGGUCACUUUCAUCUCUCUUAUCCCUUUGCUUUUCCAUUGAUUCAGCUCAUAAACCAAAAAAGUCUCAUCGUUCUCUCUGGAUCUGAGCGAAAGAUCGUUCCUUUGUAAGAUACUACUAAAGUAGAUUGAUGAUCAGAAUCAAUUAGAGUGUGUAUAAGAGGAAGAGAAAGAGAAAACAGCAUGUGUAUUGCCGUAUACCGUAAAGUUUUGCGCUUGAAUCUGUAUUGCCGUGUGAUUCUGUAAAUUGUUUCACCUUUGAACCAAGACCUUCAAGAGUCAAAUCCUCUUCUUUGUUCUUAUUCAUCUUCCCUUCGUUUUCGAUAUAUUUUAAACACUUUUGAAAAUGGGAUCACAACAUUUCUAUGUGUACCAUUGUGAACAAAGAAUCAGCUAGACUAAAGCUUACUUUCCUUCCACAACAAAAGUUUCCUCCUUUUGGUUUGGUUUCUGUCUGCUUUUUUCCAUCAAAGAUUUCCUCAAAGUUAUGGUGUGCCAAUCACCUGGUAAGACAAGAUUUCGAGCAUUGAAGUACGAGACAGGAAACGCUAACAAAUCAACAAUUGUAGUUAGAGUUAUUGAAUGCUAUCAACCGAUGGAUAAUUGCCAGGCUGAGUACUUCAGACUUCUUCUCAAACCUGUCACGUAGUUGGUUGGUGAUAUUUCGCUGCAUUUUUCAAUCUGGGAUUUUUUUCGUUCGUCUUUCUUUUACUAUUUUCUCCAAAAGGGCACAAGAAGUAUUGCAUUCACUCAAUUGAGCAACUUAACAAUCGUGUUGUACUUUUUGAAGCUCCCUUGAGCUAAACUGCUAAGAGCAUGCCUUUAGAUACGAGGCAACGGGAUUUGCCUCUGGGCUUAAGUCCUCAAACUUGCUUCGAGGAUAUAGCAGGUCGGUCUGUCCAUCCUGGAAUUCCUCUCCCUGAGCAUGGGAAACUAUAUGCAGCUAAGCUUCAGGCUCGCUGUUUGCAGCCACCACCAUUCAUGUCUUUGCUGUGCAGCCAUGAUAAGGAGUCUUAUGGAAAACGAUUCUCACGGUCUGACAUGCGGUCUUGGUGCGCUGCUGCUGCUACUACUACUACUACUCCAUAUGGAGCAUUAGAGUCUUCUCAGAAAAGACUUUUGAUAUUCGAUCAGUCAGGAAACCAGACUCGUCUAUUACAAUGUCCAUUUCCUCUACGGUUUCCAUCUCAUGCGGCUGCAGAGCCAGUGAAACUCUCUGAGUUACAAGGUAUAGAGAAAGCUUUCAAGGAAGAUGGUGAAGAGUUUGACAAGAACCAUUUAGAUGGAACAGAGUCAGAAAUGCAUGAAGACACUGAGGAGAUCAAUGCAUUGCUGUAUUCAGAUGAUGAUUAUGAUGAUGAUGAUGAUUGUGAGAGUGAUGAUGAAGUAAUGAGCACUGGUCACUCUCCUUAUCCAAAUGAACGAGUUUGCAACAAAAGGGAAUUAGAAGAUAUCGAUGGCCCUUGUAAAAGGCAGAAACUACUGGAUAAGGUCAACAACAGCAGCGACUCAUCAUCACUUGUGGGCACUACGAGUUCCACAAAACUCAAUGGAUCGUCCUUUCUGAAGGACAAAAAGCUCCCUGAAUCAAAAAACAUCUCGACCAAAGAAGACACUGGUUCUGGUCUGAGCAAUGAGCAGUCGAAGAAAGAUAAGAUCCGCACAGCUCUGAAAAUACUCGAGAGCAUAGUCCCCGGUGCAAAAGGAAACGAAGCGCUCUUACUUCUGGACGAAGCAAUUGAUUACCUAAAGUUACUGAAACGAGACUUAAUCUCCACAGAGGUUAAGAACCAAAGCUCCACCACUCACAAGUCACCAAUCUUGUUGGUUAAAGAGACAACAUGGGGAACAAGAAAUCUGCAGACAGAUAAGGCAUGAAAGAUUCUCACGAGUUAAAACGUGUGAAGUGGGUUUUUGGGUACGUAUCCUCUGCACCAGCUUUUUAGCUGUAUAUAGUGGACUACUUUAAGUAUAUAUAAUAUGCUACUGCAAUUUCAAAAAGUUAAAGAAGAAAAGAGGUCACUUUCUUCUUCUCUCUGUGUGGAAAGAAAAGCCAAAGUCGUCAUGGUCAUUGAUCGACAAUGAUUAUCUUUUUUGGCUGAGUGUGGAUGGUGAAAUCAAAAGGCAAUAUUCAA
Arabidopsis arenosa is the source of this 2187-nucleotide messenger RNA. The record is from the annotation of a GenBank genome assembly. NCBI's taxonomy places the organism in Eukaryota, Viridiplantae, Streptophyta, Magnoliopsida, Brassicales, Brassicaceae.